UAUCAAUGUAUACAAAUUGGAGCUCCAACUCUGCGACUUUUACUACAUUGAAAUGGUAUCGCGUUGAUACUAUAGCUAGUUUCCUUCAUGAACUUCGCCAAUAUAUCAUCAAUACACCCGGUAAAUUCUCAGCAACAUACUUGCCAAAACCGCCUAAGUCUGAACUACCCGCCAGCGUGAACGAGCGGUUUCCUGGGGCAGAAGGCUGGUUGUGUGAAGCUAUAGGCGACUGGAACGCAAAGUUCGACUGUCUCUUACUUGCAGCUAAUGUGAUGGUGAAUGUCAACAGGCUUGAUCGAAAGUACCCAGAAUAUAAGACAGCUGGUGAUGCUGAAUAUUAUUGUAUUCUAUCGAUCAACGAGCUCCUACAUAUGAUUGCAUCACCAGAACUGGGCGAGGUCAUUAAACAAUCUGCUUUUGAGCAGAGGUAUGCUCUCGAAUGGUAUGAUGAUGCAGAAGAUGCAAAGAGUAUCAGGCUUGGGUUUUCAAGACUCCCAAGCUUCUCAUCAAACGAUGAUCUGAUCUCAAAGGUAAAAAAUGGACCAAGCGGUGAACUUGCACAUAAUGAUCAAAAGUUUGACGAAUGAAAAUUGUCUUUCCAUAAAUAAAUCUUUUUGAUUUCCUAGCUCUGGAAAGGGUAUCAAUGGAAUCAUUGGAAUGCCCUAUUGUUCUAUCAUUGUUACAGGGCCUUCUUUUUUGUGUAAGUUUUC
Messenger RNA from Rhizopus microsporus ATCC 52813, 710 nucleotides. RefSeq lists its product as uncharacterized. NCBI's taxonomy places the organism in Eukaryota, Fungi, Mucoromycota, Mucoromycetes, Mucorales, Rhizopodaceae. Bases 6 to 587 code for a protein of 193 amino acids. The transcript has a single exon. The record is from RefSeq and is a predicted model, not a curated record.